Messenger RNA from Naumovozyma dairenensis CBS 421, 1539 nucleotides. It is a transcript of the gene COQ8, whose product is annotated as protein kinase COQ8. Gene Ontology annotation, biological process: ubiquinone biosynthetic process. Gene Ontology annotation, cellular component: extrinsic component of mitochondrial inner membrane. The record is from RefSeq and is a predicted model, not a curated record. The transcript has a single exon. Gene Ontology annotation, molecular function: kinase activity. NCBI's taxonomy places the organism in Eukaryota, Fungi, Ascomycota, Saccharomycetes, Saccharomycetales, Saccharomycetaceae. The coding region runs from base 1 to 1539 and encodes 512 amino acids.
AUGCUUACAUCUAAAUGGGUUUUAGCAGCUAGGCGAUCAAUCCGAUCCAGACAAUCAGUAACAGAUCAUUAUUCUUCGCGGUCAAUAAGCUCCGCUUGUAUCAACCAAUUCCAUACACAUUCAAAAGCAUACCUAAAAGAUAACUCGAGCAGAAUAAAUAACGAAGCUGUGAAAGAGGUAGAGGUACUAGAUAAAGCACCAAGGGGAGAAAGUUCUGCAGUGCCAUCAUCUAGAAUAUCGAGGUUGUUUCAUUAUGGAUCUCUAGCAGCCGGUAUCGGUAUGGAUGUUGCUGCUCAAAAGCUUUCACAAGUCGCCAGAGGUGAAGCAACUUCAAAUUCAACCUCCUGGAAAUCCAUGAUUUUAUCACCGGCAAAUAUUGAAAGAAUUGCAAAGAAAUUCUCUCAAAUGAGAGGUGCAGCUUUGAAAAUUGGUCAAAUGAUGUCAUUUCAAGACGAGAAACUAUUACCACCACAACUAUAUGAAAUUUUAUCAAAAGUUCAAAAUAAUGCUAACUUUAUGCCACAAAGACAAUUGGAUAAGGUCAUGUCAAGAGAGUUGGGGAGUAAUUGGGAAUCGAAAUUUGAAUCUUUCGAUAAAAUCCCAAUUGCAGCAGCGAGUAUUGGCCAAGUUCAUAAGGCUGUAUUGGCACGAAGCCGAGAAAAAGUAGUCGUGAAAGUACAGUAUCCAGGUGUUAAAGAUUCUAUCGAUUCAGAUUUAAAUAAUCUAUUGUUAUUACUGACGGCAUCGAGAUUAUUACCUAGAGGUUUAUUUUUAGAUAAAACGGUGGCCAAUGCAAGAAAAGAAUUAAAAUGGGAAUGUGAUUAUAUGAGGGAAGCAAAGGCCUUACAAAAAUUUGAAGAAUUACUAAAAGAUGAUCCAAUAUUUAAAGUCCCACAUGUUUUCGAAAAGUUGACUACUACAAAUGUUAUUACAAUGGGGUAUAUGGAAGGGGCACCCAUUAUGAAAUUACCUUCAGACAGUACUACACAAGCGACAAGGGAUUUCAUUUCAGAAAAUAUUUUGAGACUAUGUCUUGAAGAAAUUGCAGUUUUCAAAUAUAUGCAAACAGAUCCCAACUGGGCCAACUUCCUAUAUAAUAAACAGACGCAUAGGAUUGAAUUACUAGAUUUUGGUGCUUCCAGAGCAUUUCCUGAUGAGUUUAUUAACAAAUAUAGGAAAUUGUUAACAUUUGCAACAGAAAAUAAUCGCCCAGGAGUUGCAGAAAUGUCCAAACAAUUGGGGUAUCUAACUGGCUUAGAAUCCCAAGCUAUGAUUGAUGCACACGUUGACAGUGUUAUGACAUUAGGUGAACCAUUUGCUGGAGAAACUUCGCAGGCAUUUGAUUUCAAAGAUCAAACAGUUUCUGAUAGAAUCAGAGGUAAUAUUGGGUUGAUGUUACAUGAAAGGUUGUGUCCUCCUCCGGAGGAAACAUAUUCUUUGCAUAGAAAAUUCAGUGGUAUAUUCCUAUUAUGUGCCAAAAUGGGUGCGAAUGUACAUUGCUCUAAAUUAUUCCAUGAUAUUUUUGCCUUUAAAGAUUAA